AUGGCGAACACUCUAGACAUCGCCUUCGACAUCGCCAUUCCCAUCGCCUUCAACAACCUCACGCGAUGGGCGGGUUACUUCUUCUUCUGGCCCUCUGUGUAUGUGGUCAUGGCCCUGGCCAUCGGCAUCGGCAUUCUUGUCGGCACAUCGCUUAUCGUGAUUAUACCCGAGGGCAUUGAAGCCAUUGCGACGACAGGGAUGGGGGCGCAUUCACAUUCGCACGAUGCCCGGCAUCUGGGAGGGCAGAGGGGCUUGGGCGUUGACUGGGAGUCCGGAGCGCAUGUCCUAAACGGCGGCGAUAAGGCAGUCAAGCUCAGGAGAUGGGAGUCCUCGGGCGCGAAUACUUUCGACAGGGUGUCCAGGGAUCUCCAGUCCGGCGGGCCGAAAAUAAGGGCAGAAGAACAACACCAAGAUCAUGACGACGAGGACCGCCCCAAAAUUCCGGUUGUCGAGGAUGACUACGGCCCGCCUCACAUGCCUACGUUUUACAUUGGAUUCUCCUUGAUGCUGGGAUUUGUGCUCAUGUUUUUGAUCGACAGGUUGCCUCGCCAUGCGACUGAGACAUUCCAAGCAGUGCCCACAACCAGACACAUCAGCCUCGACGAUCUGGCUGCGUCCAGCGUCUCUGGGGAAGAAGAAGCUGAGGGAUUCCUAGGUUCGCUCGCCCCGUCACCAAAGCAAACCCGCAGUCUUGCAACGACAACAGGCCUCGUGAUCCAUGCGGCAGCAGACGGAAUCGCGAUGGGCGCAUCAGCCACCACGUCCGAUAUGAAGCUCGGGCUCAUCAUCUUUGUUGCUAUCAUGGCACACAAGGCUCCGGCCGCCUUCGGCUUAACCUCGGUCCUGUUAAAGCAAGGUCUCCCAAAACGGGCCGCCAGAGGCCAUCUCAUUGUCUUCAGUCUCGCAGCCCCGGUUGGAGCGCUGUUGACAUACCUAAUUAUAUUCUUGAUCGGGGGCGAUCACAUGCAGGGUGAGGCGGGACAGUGGUGGACCGGCAUGCUGCUGCUCUUCUCCGCCGGCACCUUCCUAUAUGUGGCCAUGCACGCCAUGCAGGAAGAAAACCACUCUUCGAGCCAUGAGCACCACUCCAGCGUAAAUGCGCUAGACGGCACCAAUGUCGUGCAGCGAAAGCAAGUCAAGCCGCAGAUGCGAGAUACGCUUGCCACUGUAGGGGGGAUGUUGCUCCCGCUCCUCACGCAAUUCGGCCAUCAUCAUUGA
Molecule: messenger RNA, 1218 nt
Organism: Lasiosphaeria miniovina
Lineage: Eukaryota; Fungi; Ascomycota; Sordariomycetes; Sordariales; Lasiosphaeriaceae
Product: Zinc/iron permease
Exons: 5
Coding region: 1-1218 (405 amino acids)
Biological process (GO): transmembrane transport; zinc ion transport
Cellular component (GO): membrane
Molecular function (GO): metal ion transmembrane transporter activity
Source: RefSeq, a predicted model, not a curated record